Messenger RNA from Nematolebias whitei (Rio pearlfish), 1902 nucleotides. RefSeq names its product angiotensin-converting enzyme-like. Gene Ontology annotation, biological process: proteolysis. NCBI's taxonomy places the organism in Eukaryota, Metazoa, Chordata, Actinopteri, Cyprinodontiformes, Rivulidae. Gene Ontology annotation, molecular function: metallopeptidase activity; peptidyl-dipeptidase activity. Gene Ontology annotation, cellular component: plasma membrane. Bases 7 to 1902 code for a protein of 631 amino acids. The record is from RefSeq and is a predicted model, not a curated record. The transcript has 12 exons.
CUAACCAUGGACAGCUUGGUCAGGUCCCUGCUGCUCCUUCUACUGCCUGUCGUGGUGCUGAGUGAAGAUCUGCCAGAGAGCUGGCAGCCAGGAAACUACACAAACAGCACCUCUGAUGCACUCAGGUUCCUCAGUGACUACAACAGCACUGCUGAGGAGGUGUUCUUCUACAGCGUGUCUGCCAGCUGGAACUACGAAACUAACAUAACAGAAUACAACUCCAAGCUUCAGGUCAAAGCAGACCUUGAAGAACAAGCCUUUAUUCAAGCCUGGGGAUUCAAGGCCAAGGAGACCUUUUCAGAUAAAUUUCUGGACUCUCUUCCAAACCCUAAAGACAAAAGGCUGAUGAGUGGAAUCAAGGUGCUGGGUGCUGCCAACCUCCCACAGGCUGAAAGAGAAGAGUUCAACACCAUCCUCAGCACCAUGGAACGUAUUUAUUCUACAGCUAAGGUACACCCUGAGCCAAACAUCAGCUGGAGCAUGAAUCCUGAUCUCACAGGAAUCAUGGCUAGAAACAGAAGCUACAAGCAGUUGCUGUUUGCUUGGGAAGGCUGGCACAAUGCAGCAGGUGUGCCUGUGAAACAGUAUUACCCAAGAUAUGUGGAGCUCAGCAACAAAGCUGCACAAGCUGAUGGAUAUGAAGACACUGGAGCAUAUUGGCGCUCUUGGUAUGAAAGUGAAACUUUUGAGCAGGAUAUAGAGAAACUCUUCAAGACCAUCAAGCCACUCUACCUGAACCUGCACGCCUUUGUGCGCCGUCAGCUCUACAACUUCUAUGGCCCCAAGUAUAUCAAUCUAAAAGGACCAAUCCCUGCCCACCUGUUGGGAAAUAUGUGGGCCCAAACUUGGAAUAACAUUUAUGAUAUGAUGACACCAUUUCCUAAGAAACCCAACGUGGAUGUUACAAAUGAAAUGGUCAAACAAGGCUACAAUGUCACUCACAUGUUCCAUGUGGCUGAGGAGUUCUUCACAUCUUUGGGUUUAGAGGCGAUGCCCAGAGAGUUCUGGGAAAAAUCUAUGUUUGUUAAGCCUAAAGACAGAGAGGUUGUUUGUCAAGGAUCUGCUUGGGAUUUUUUAAACCACAAAGAUUUCAGGAUUUUACAGUGCACCACAGUGACGAUGGAACAGCUCAUGAGUGUUCAUCAUGGAAUGGGAGACAUAGAGUAUUUCCUGCAGUACAAGGACCAACAUGUGGGCUUCCGUAGCGGAGCCAACCCUGGUUUCCUUCAAGCUAUUGGAGACAUUAUAGCUCUUUCAGUUUCCACACCAAACCAUCUGCACAAAAUCAACCUGCUGGAGUCUGCAUCAUCUGAUGCUGAAACUGAUCUUAACUUCUUAUUGAAAAUGGCUCUGGAGGAGAUAGCUUUUCUUCCUUUUGGCUACCUCAUUGACCUCUGGAGAUGGAGUGUGUUCAGUGGAAUCACCACUCCAGACAAUUACAACUCUGAUUGGUGGCACCUCAGAACAAAAUACCAAGGAAUUUGUCCACCAACUAUACGUACAGAGGAGCACUUUGAUCCUGGUGCAAAAUAUCAUAUCCCUGGCAAUUAUCCAUAUAUCAGCUAUUUUGUCAGCUACAUUCUGAAAUUCCAGUUUCAUGAGAAACUGUGCCAGGCUGCCAACCACACAGGUCCCCUGCACACAUGUGACAUCUACCAAUCUGCAGAAGCAGGAACCAUUCUAAAGAAAGUUCUUCAAGCUGGCUCUUCCAAACCUUGGCCUGAUGUGCUUGAAGAUGCUAUAGGUACCAGGGAGAUGAGUGCCAGCUCACUGAUGAAAUACUUUGAACCUGUAACUAAGUGGCUGGAGAAACAAAAUGUGAAUGAGACCUUGGGAUGGCCUGAAUUUGCUUGGGUUCCACCAAUUCCUGAAGGCUACCCUGAAGAUAUUGGUAAGAAUUAA